CACUCAGAUGACAUCCCCCCUUGCGUCAGUCUCACUUACGCUGCAGACCCUUAUGAACACUCCUCGCCCUGUUCAGAGAUCAGCGAAGCAUCGAAAACGGGUUUUUACCGACGGAAGGGAAUAAUUUCGUGUCCGUACAAAAAAAAAAGGGGAUAUCCUCUAUCGUCGAUGUGAACCGAUGGUGCUCGGAAUCCGAGGAAUUUCCUCUUCCAGUCCCUAGCCAUGACCAGGGUCGAGUUGAGCAAGGUGUCAGAUGGCAAGUCGAAUGUAAAAGCAGUCCUGACGAGUCUCUGCGCUGGAGCGGUUGCCGGUGCCAUCGCCAAGUCGGCCAUCGCUCCUCUUGACCGCACCAAGAUCAACUUCCAGGUGGGAAAAUGUAAAUACAGUACAAGGGCUGCUUUUCGCUUUUUGUUAAAAUCGUACAAUAAUGACGGACUUCUCUCUCUUUGGCGUGGCAACAGUGCAACGAUGGCCAGGAUAAUCCCUUACGCCGCCAUCCAGUUCUCUUCGCAUGAACAAUGGAAAAGGCUGCUUGAUGUCGAGUCCUCGAAGACAAAACGAUUUUUAGCGGGCUCCCUGGCUGGAAUUACAUCACAGACAUUGACUUACCCUCUGGAUUUGGCUCGAGCUAGGAUGGCUGUUGCUUCAAAAGGAACAUACACAUCAUUGUCUAAGGUUUUUGUAUCUAUCUGGAAUACAGAAGGUGUGUACGGGUUAUAUCGUGGAUACAUCCCAACAAUACUCGGCGUCAUACCAUAUGCGGGUGUCAGCUUUUACACAUAUGGCAUGCUUAAAAAAUGGGUCACAAGAGAGUACGGCCAGACGAAUGCUGUGACGAACCUCAUUUGUGGUGCUGCGGCUGGGAUGCUCGGUCAGACCAGUUCGUACCCACUUGACAUUGUCAGGCGACGGAUGCAAGUCUCUACCCUUACCGGUGAAGAGUACAGGCGUAUCAUUCAAACUCUAGUCAAAGUGUACAGUGACGAAGGACUUAUGGGUAUAUUCAAAGGGUUGAGCAUGAACUGGGUGAAGGGGCCAAUCGCCGUCGGAAUCAGCUUUGCAACUUACGAACACAUCAAUGACUCUCUUCACAGGAUCGAAAAUGCUACAAAUGAAAUUGUCUUUUUGAAGCACACAAAAGGAGAUAGUGGAAAAGAUUGAAAGCUUAAGGGGAAAGCAGGACAGUCAUCUUCUGAACAAAAAUUGCAUAAAGUACAGACGAUGAACAUAUAAGACAAAAGAAACACUUUUUAAAAUAAAAUAGACACAUUUGUCCUUAAAA
Molecule: messenger RNA, 1282 nt
Organism: Cimex lectularius (bed bug)
Lineage: Eukaryota; Metazoa; Arthropoda; Insecta; Hemiptera; Cimicidae
Product: mitochondrial coenzyme A transporter SLC25A42-like
Exons: 8
Coding region: 223-1161 (312 amino acids)
Biological process (GO): transmembrane transport
Source: RefSeq, a predicted model, not a curated record